CGCCGUUCCAGUUUUGAUUCUCCAUCAUUCUCUGUAUCAACGCAGCACUCACAAUGUAAUACCAAUAAUACCCCUUUCAUUUCCAUUGAGAUUCUCGCAAAACCCCUAUUAAUUAGCUUAAUUACUUCUAUACUGCUUCCAUCAAUGGCCGCCGAACUCUCUGUCGUUCUACCCCGAGUCCUCAUCGUCUCCAGAAGAACCGUCCGCAAGAACAAAUUCGUCGAUUUCGUCGGAGAAUACCAUCUAGAUCUUAUCGUGAGCUAUGGAGCAGUCCCUGUCAUCGUCCCAAGGGUCGCUGGGGUCCACAUGUUGCUGGACAGUUUCGAGCCGAUCCACGGCGUUCUCCUCUGCGAGGGCGAGGAUCUGGAUCCGUCCCUCUACGAGGCAGGUGCGCCGUCGGAUCUCCCUCCCGAGGAGUUGGACGAGAUUCGACGGCUGCACGCAAGCGACACCGCUGUCGAUAAGGAAAAGGACACAAUUGAGCUUAGCCUCGCUAGGGUUUGUCUCCAGAGGAAUAUUCCCUUCUUGGGAAUAUGCCGUGGAUCUCAAGUGCUCAAUGUUGCAUGUGGGGGUACAUUGUAUCUGGACGUUGAGAAGGAAGUGUCCAAGAAGAUCCCGACGGAGGGAGACCAGAAGGCCGUGAAGCACAUAGAUUACGACAACUACGACGGGCAUAGGCAUGUCGUUAAGGUUGUCGAGGACACGCCAUUGCGGGAGUGGUUUAAGGAUUCGUUGGAGAUGGGGAAGAUGGAGAUUUGGGUAAAUAGCUAUCACCACCAAGGAGUCAAGAAACUGGCCCAGCGGUUCGUUCCGAUGGCGUUUGCCCCGGACGGAUUGAUCGAAGGGUUCUAUGACCCGGAUUGUUACGACCCGGGUCAAGGGAAGUUCAUAAUGGGGCUCCAGUUCCACCCGGAGCGGAUGAGGAAAUCGGAUUCUGAUGAAUUUGACUACCCCGGAUGCCCCUUUGCCUAUCAGCAAUUUGUUAGGGCGGUGGUUGCCUAUCAAAAGAAGCUUGCCACCACAAGCAACAUCCCCAAGUCCCUAAAGCUUAAUCAAGAAAUGGAGAAAAGGAGGAAAAUAAUAGUGAGAAGCUUCUCCCUGGCCCGGAACAUAUACAAUAAUAGCAGCAAUUUGAGAAUUUCCGACAAGGAGUCCGAAUUAGAAGCGGGUGCAGAAUUUCUAGAGUCGAAUACAGUGUUAAGUGAGCAACAAGAGAAGAGGUUGAAGCAGAUGGGUGCGACGGUGAGAAACGGAAGCUCUUACAUGGAGAGUAUGAAGCUGAAUGAGGAGAGGGAAGGGUUGGCAAGGAAGGUGAUGGGGAAGAUGAGCGUUGACCAACUUUACGACCUCAGUUCCUUCUACCGCAUGAUGGGGAAGAUCUGCUCUGAAGUUUUGGAAAACAAACUCCUAGAUUUGGUGUACGAGGUUGCCCACUAAAGCCGCCUUGCUAGCUUGCCCCUAUCCAUCAAUAUACUAGAAUGUAAUGUAUAUUGUAAAUGUUCAACACUUCAUCGAACAUGCUAGGAGAAAGAGUAACUUCAUAUAAUUCAUAUUAUGUGUCUCUAAAGAAGAAGAAAGAAGACAAAUAAAUGUAAAAGGGAUUAUAUUGUGGGUUUGAAAAUUAUAAUUCUAUAUUGAUAGACUAAUAGUUAAAAGUAUUGUGUUG
Cuscuta europaea is the source of this 1666-nucleotide messenger RNA. Lineage: Eukaryota; Viridiplantae; Streptophyta; Magnoliopsida; Solanales; Convolvulaceae. The record is from the annotation of a GenBank genome assembly.